UGAAUGAACCGUAUUUGAUUUACAUAGUCAACAAAAUGCUAGAUUGUCAGUAUCAAACUGUUACUCUGAUAAACUGUAGUUGGUUUCAAAAUGAUAAUGAUAUCCCUCAGAAGUGUAAGUAACUUAAAACUUUAAGUAACAUGCAAUUUUGUUAAUUUCAUAGUAUGCACAUCAUCAAAACCCCGACUACCACAUUGUCUCACGUUUUCGACUUAGUCUUCAAUGUUAUUUGCUUGUGCGUAUCCCUCACUGUGAUGCUGUAUGUGAGGAUGUUCAUGAUAAAGGUUGCAUGACGUCAAGGAGCAUUCAAGUAACUAUAACGCCCCGCAUCUAUCGUUCCUUUCGGAUUUGCCGCCGCAAAGGGAUUUUUGCUAAUGUGCAUCUAAGAGCGAAUAUAUUUUUUUCACUUGCUCCUUUGUGGACUCUAAAAAUGGGAAGAUUAGACACACUGAGAGAAUUUAAUUUAUUGUCAUGGAUGAGAGAGGAAAGACAAUCGAGGAAGUUGAUCCUGGUCAUCGUUUUCAUCGCCUUGCUGCUGGAUAAUAUGCUUCUAACGGUGGUCGUCCCCAUCAUCCCAAGCUACCUAUACACAAUUGAUGAUGCAGCAGCCAACGUGGCCAAGAAUCACACUACGGCCUCCCCACACACCCCUUCUGGAACCUUCCAGACCAUCGUGUCCCUCUAUGACAACUCUGUCAGGGUAACCAGCGGAGGCCCAAUGGACUCCACACCCAUACCCUUGGGUCAGACGCAGGGGGUCUCUUCUUCCACCUCGGCUCUCACACCCCACAACUCCACACAGCCCGACUGCCCCAAAGCAGACGAUCAGCUGCUCAAUGAGAAUGUGAAAGUGGGACUACUGUUUGCCUCCAAGGCCACUGUACAGCUCAUCACCAACCCCUUCAUUGGCCCUCUCACCAACAGAAUAGGAUACCAGAUCCCCAUGUUUGCCGGGUUCUGUAUUAUGUUCCUGUCAACCAUCAUGUUCGCCUUCUCAUCGAGCUACACUCUGCUGUUUCUGGCCAGAUCCCUGCAGGGUGUGGGCUCCUCCUGCUCCUCUGUGGCUGGGAUGGGGAUGCUUGCCAGUGUGUACACAGAUGAUGAGGAGAGGGGAAAUGCCAUUGGGAUAGCCCUCGGUGGUCUGGCCAUGGGCGUGCUGGUGGGCCCACCAUUUGGCAGUGUCAUGUAUGAGUUUGUGGGGAAAACGGCGCCUUUCCUCAUUCUGGCUGUUCUGGCUGUGCUGGAUGGAGCACUGCAACUGUUCAUUCUCCAGCCCUCAAAGGUGGAACCAGAGAGCCAGAAAGGGUCUUCACUAUGGAGUCUUAUGAAAGAUCCAUACAUACUCAUUGCUGCAGGAUCCAUUUGUUUUGCAAACAUGGCCAUCGCCAUGUUAGAACCAGCGUUGCCUAUUUGGAUGAUGGAGACCAUGUGUCCAAGAAAAUGGCAGCUAGGCAUUGCCUUCGUGCCAGCCAGCAUCUCUUACCUUAUUGGAACCAACAUCUUUGGCGUCCUCGCACACAAGAUGGGGAGAUGGCUGUGCUCUCUCAUCGGGAUGGUCCUCGUGGGGGUUAGCAUCCUCUGUGUUCCUUUUGCUAAGGACAUCUAUGGACUAAUACUUCCGAAUUUCGGUGUUGGUUUUGCAAUUGGCAUGGUGGAUUCCUCUAUGAUGCCAAUCAUGGGCUAUUUAGUGGACCUGAGACAUGUGUCAGUCUAUGGCACUGUGUACGCCAUUGCUGAUGUGGCAUUCUGCAUGGGCUUUGCUUUAGGUCCGUCCGCUGGGGGUGCCAUAGCGAAGAGCAUUGGGUUCUCCUGGCUCAUGACCAUCAUCGGCAUCGUGGACAUCCUCUUUGCUCCCCUCUGCUACUUCCUCAGGAGUCCUCCUGGGAGGGAAGAGAAAAUGGCCAUCUUGAUGGACUCCAACUGCGCAAUGAAGACCCGCUCAUACUCAACACAAGGGAACACAGAAUACGAAGAGAUGGAGACAGAGUAUGAUGAGUAGUAAUGGACACCAGACAGGUAUGUUACCUUCCAGAGGAUCUAUUUUGUUGUACAAAAACAGAUAAAAAUUGAAAAUACAAAAAAAAAAACAGCAAAGCUGAUUUGAUGUGAAUGUCCCAAGUGCGGUCGGUCUUCACUGUUCUAUGUCAUUGUGAUCGUACGACUGGAGCAAACCAAAGCUGUUCUUAUCCCCCUGUGGUCACAAGCACGUUGCUUGUGUUUAUUUUUAGCCAACAGCCUUAUCCAACGGAGGUGGAACACUUGUCAAAGCAGCGUUUUCAUAGGCCGUAAUAGUAGAACGUUGUGAGUCAUAUUUACUGGAUAGUUCAGCUGAGGGGGAUCUUAUAGAUCACCAAAUUGUGUACUGUAGGUUAGCAAGGAGUACAAACCUGUCUUAAUAAUUCACCUUUUGGCCAUUAACAGUCUUCACCAACAUAUCUAAUACAGAAAUAUGGAAAAAAUGGUACUUAGAGAGUUACUUCUAUCUGUGUAGAAACUGACGUUGGAUCAGAUUCAACAUCUCGAACAAGGCACUAUGAGGACACUGCUUUAGUGUUUGUCAUUCUAUUUGUUGAUUAUAAUUGUAUUAUGAUGAGAUGGUAAAUUAUUUAGAUAUAGAGUAUUACAUAGUCUAUACAAGUUACUCAAUACAUUUGGAAUGAGAAUUUGUUAACUUCUUUGGACAAGGCAAAUCCUGAUGUAUGGGUUACAUUUGACCUUGAAAUUGGCCUUUUUUUCAUUGAUUCUACAAACAUGUUUUUACGUUGACAUUCAAAUUGAGGAAAUACCUGAACUGAAACCUUUGAAGUCAUAGAAAGUUAUAUCCCCAGAAACCAGUGCUGUCCUGGGUUGACUGCUUAUGGCUAUUUGCAUGGUAUACCACAUAAAAAACACAGCAUCACUCCAAUAUCAUCCUCAGUUUCACCUUCCACCUAAAAGAAAAGGUGCUUUUCUUAGUGAAAAAAAAAGGUGCUUUUCUUUUCUUUCUUUUCUUUUUUUAUUUGUACAUUUUGGAAAGCCAUUUGAAUGUGUGGAAAAGUAAGACUUAUAUCUGAGUGAUUUUUGAAUACAGAUAAUAGAAUUGUAUCUUUCUGUUUACCCUCAGCUCCAUUUACAGACAAUUGGAAACAUAUCUUAUAGGCUUUUCUUAGUGUGUUUGUGUCAAUACAAUGUUUAGGUAGAUGAUGUGCAACUAAGAUUUUUUUAACCUUCCCUAUUGAUAUUACAAGCCAUAAAAUAUACGGUGGUGAAAAGUAAACAUAUACAGACACAGCAUUACUCAGUUGUCUCUGAUUAAACAUCACCUUAAGGAGAGGAGAAAUUCUAUAAGCACUUUAUCAGAGUCUAGAUAUCCACACCAUUUAACUCCAAGGACAGUUCUAGUAUGUUAAUGUUGGUUUAGCAGAGAGAGAAUAUUGAGGUGAUCAGUCUGUUUUGUCACGUUGUCUGUUAGUAAGAAAAAACUCUCAAAGUUUUAUCAAAGAUAAAUGCACUGAUUAUUAUUGUGUUUUAAGUACACUUUCCCAGUAGUGUUAAUCCCUAAAAUAAGCAGAUACUCCGUGUAUUUUCAAGCACUAAUGUUCAAUUUUAGGUCCCAAUCUUUCCCAAUUUGAAUCUUAGUUAAACUAAUCCCUUGAGAGCAUUAACUUUAUUAUUUGUGAAUUUAUUGAUCACUUCCAGGUCAUCAAAAAGUAGACCCUUUUUCUAGCUGCUUAACACACAAUACAGAAAGCACAGCAUACAUUGUUUCCAAAAUGAAAUAAGAGUUUAUUAUUGUCCAGCAGUGCAUGCACAUACACUGAGUAUACCAAACAUUAGGAACACCUUCAUAAUAUUGAGUUACACCCCCCCCCUUUUUGCCCUCAGAAUAGCCUCAAUUUUGUUGGGGAAUGGACUCUACAAGGUGUCAAGUUUUCCACAGGGAUGCUGGCCCAUGUUGACUCCAAUGCUUCCCACAGUUGUGUCAAGUUGGCUGGAUGUCCUUUGGGUGGUGGGCCAUCCUUGAUACACAAUGGAAACUGUUGAGUGUGAAAAACCCAGCAGUGUUGCAGUUCUUGACACAAACCAGUGCGCCUGGCACCUACUACCAUACUCCAUUCAAAGGCACUUAAAUCUUUUGUCUUGCCCAUUCACCCACUGAAUGGUACACUUACACAAUCAAUGUCUCAAGGAUUUAAAAAAUAAUCCUUAUUUAACCUGUCUCCUUCCCUUCAUAUAAACUGAUUGAAGUGGAUUUAACAUGGGUCAUCAAUAAGUAUACAUACACACUUAAGUCUGAGGAUUUGAUUGGCUGACUGGGCCCUGGCCUGCACAUAUCAUUAAUGAAUUGUGUGUGCAGUCAGUCACCAGUAUUAAUCCACAACACAGGGCCAUGAAGGGGCCCUCCCCUUUACCCCACCCCCUCUCCUCUCCUAUUUGUCUUGAAGCAGAAAAUGAAAAUUGACUCAUCCACUAUUCUGCUUUUUGUCAAAAUCCCGGUGAUCUAACAGAAAAAGCCAGGCAUACAAAGCACGGCUAAUAACUGUCAAAUAUAUAUGUAAUUGUUUGGUAAAGUGCAUUUAUUACAAACCAUUAUUUGGUUCUUCAAGCAAAUCUGACAUCUAGAUAUCCUGGAAAUCUGUAAAAAUCUUUGAAAAUACUUUAAUGCCCUUGCCACAGAAAAGCACCAUGGCCCAUAUUCAAAAUGUCAAAUAAGAUUGCAUUUUGAAGUAUAUGGACUGUUAUUUGCCGAACUCUGGGUUUUCUGGAUUGCAGGUCUGUUUGAAUGGACACUCAAAUGAGCUUCAUUGUAUAUUAAUGAUAUAAGCAAAAUUGUCUGUGGUGGAGUUGACAGAGAUAAUUACCUGAAAACUUUAAUAUUAGUUGCAUUAUUUUCUCAAAUGUAUAUUUAAAUUCACCACACCCUUAAUGAAAAUAUUCUUAUGUCAAGAUGGCUACUAUUCUAAGAGGUUGUCGUUAUUUUGCAAUACAUUGUCGGGUCAUGUAGAUUACAUCAUUGAUUAUAUAUUGUGGAGAUGAAUAUAUUUUUUUGUCAUUUGUUUAGAUGCGAAAUGUAUUGCACACUUGCACAAAAUGUGUGUGUGUGUGCUCAUGUUGGUGUGUGUGCCUUCUGACAUGUAUGUCAUUGGUUUGUGUGUAUAUCAAAUACUUACUAACUGGUACAAAAAAACUAAUGUUGACAUUUUAUAAUCUGGACUGGUUGUUUACUUGUAAAGUGUGCUGAUUGUGUAAUAUAUGUUGAUACUCAGUGGGGAUGGGAAACAAAAAUAAAUGUUGUAUACUCUGAAAAA
Salvelinus fontinalis (brook trout) is the source of this 5288-nucleotide messenger RNA. RefSeq names its product synaptic vesicular amine transporter-like. Bases 290 to 1999 code for a protein of 569 amino acids. Gene Ontology annotation, biological process: xenobiotic transport; aminergic neurotransmitter loading into synaptic vesicle; transmembrane transport. The transcript is spliced from 16 exons. The record is from RefSeq and is a predicted model, not a curated record. Lineage: Eukaryota; Metazoa; Chordata; Actinopteri; Salmoniformes; Salmonidae. Gene Ontology annotation, cellular component: synaptic vesicle membrane; terminal bouton. Gene Ontology annotation, molecular function: serotonin:sodium:chloride symporter activity; xenobiotic transmembrane transporter activity.